This is a messenger RNA of Anopheles darlingi, 870 nucleotides long. Its product is annotated as esterase AGAP003155. The transcript has 2 exons. Bases 69 to 854 code for a protein of 261 amino acids. The record is from RefSeq and is a predicted model, not a curated record. Gene Ontology annotation, cellular component: nucleus; cytoplasm. Gene Ontology annotation, biological process: response to retinoic acid. NCBI's taxonomy places the organism in Eukaryota, Metazoa, Arthropoda, Insecta, Diptera, Culicidae.
UCACCCCGUUCGGCGGCUGUCAGAAUAGAACGCCUUGGUGCCGGGAGCUAGGAACCAAAAAGCGGAACAUGUCGUCGCCCAAAGAAGCCGCGGAACCUGAAAACACGAAAUUGAAGGUGUUGGCCCUCCAUGGCUACCGGCAGAACGCGGACAGCUUCCGCUCGAAGCUGGGUUCCUUCCGGAAGCAGGUCAGCAAAUACGUAGAGUUUGUGUUUCUAUCGGCACCACACAUAGCCGCCCCGUUGGAAGUCGGCGGAGAGCAGGAUCCCACACAACGGAGCUGGUGGUUCAACAAAGACGACCACACGUUCAAAGGCACUAACCAAGGAGGUCCUGCAUUCGGUUUCGAUGAAAGUCUUCGGUUGGUGGAAAAAACGUGGCAGGCAGAAGGCUGCCACGGACUGCUUGGAUUCUCACAGGGUGCCUGCUUCGCGGGAUUGCUGUGCGAUUUAAGUGCGCGAGGCAUGACCGGGGUGAAGCCUCAAUUUGCCAUUCUUGCGUCUGGUUUCCGUUCGGGCAGCUUGGUGCAUUUGAAUUACUAUGAGAACAAGAUUCAGCUUCCUUCGCUACACCUCUACGGUGAGACGGAUGAAAUCAUUACGAAAGAUAUGAGCAUUGCCCUGUCGGACACCUUCCUGGAGCCGGAAAUAGUCACUCACCCGGGCGGACACUACUUUCCCGCGCAAGCGUCCAUGAAGCAGAUCUACGUAGAUUUCUUCCGCGAUCAGCUGCAGCUCUACCUGGAAGCAAAAGAACUGGCCAAUGCCACUGAGGAGAAUACAUUGCAGCUCGAACCCCAGACGACGAGUGGUGCUUCGGAUGGAGAGCAGCCUGAUGAUUCGGAUUCGGAUUGACGGUCAAUCAUCAUCU